GCCAAGGUCGUUAGAUAUAUCUCGGAAAAAUAUAUGUUAUAAAAGGUAUCUUCAAAGAUUUUGAUAGAUGCCGUGAUGGUCUACCCCACUCUUCUCCGAAUGGUGAAUUCUCACCAAGCCCGUAUGCUAGAGAGGUCUCGUCGUCGUAAAGGUCCAAACAAAGAAGGGUUUAUGUAUCGUACAAGAAAUUAUCCAAUUUAUAUUUUCUGGGGAGUACUGGCGUGUGUGUUGAUAAAUUUUGCAAGGGAUGCCUAUAUAUUACAAAAUAAUCCACCAACUGGACCUAUACAACGUAAAUCAUCUAUUGACCUUGAUAAAUUUAAGAUAGUUGAUUCGAGAACUGAAGAAGAAAAAACCGAAGCAGCUAAAGAAUUGGGAUUAUAAAUAAAGUGCUGUAUACAAGUGACAUAAUAUAUCUUUGGCUUACUAAGUGUUGAAAUCAUCUAUCUCACUGUGUGGAUACUGAAAGUCAAAGAUUUCUAAGGAAUAAGAUCUAGUGCUGGCACGAUAUAUCGGUCAAUCACGGUAUCGCUAUAUGACAUGCUACGAUACACAUAUCAUAUCGCAUUGUCGCUAACCACUUCUAUCAACUAUAUUAUCAAAUAUUAGUGUUGAAACGGUUAACUAUUUCACGGGUAACCGGGUCUGAUUUGAGAUAAUCGGUUAACUAUCACUUUUAUAAGAAGUAAAUAUAGAGCAAUUUUGACAGAAAAUUCGUCACUGUAUGAGUCUUUAAGCUGUUUUCUUUAAUAAAUAAACAUCUUUAUUGAUUAAAUAAUGGUGAUUAAUAAAUCAAGAUAGGGUAUCAAUUAUCAAAAUUCUAAGAGUUGCAAGAAUUGUGGUCAAGAUUAAUAAGCCUCAUUUUUGAUUUAAGUUCAACUAAUUACUUGUUCUGGAUAAUUGCGUCAGGAUGGUCUUAGUUUGUCGACAGUCGCCGUGUGCACCAUUAUGUUAAUUAGGUUAAAUAAAUAAGCACUGUAAUCACUAUCAGACGUUCGGCAAGUGCCACGGUUCGUUAAAUCUUGUAUUUCAAUAAAAUUUAAAUAUUUCAAUGAGAUACACUCCGUUACACUGACCCCACAAUUGGUAUAAAAACCUUUGAGCUGUUAGAGACUGUAGCAAUGAGUGACAAUGGUGCCAGUCCGUCUAAACUCUGUCAGGCCCUCUCGUAAUCUUACAUUGAAGCAGACGCUUCAAUGGGUUGUUUGGUAUAUGUUGAUUUGUACCGACAAUUCGCGGGGCUAGCAUCCUGGGUACUCAUUUAAACUUUCUCUAAUUUAGUUACCAGUGAGUUGCCGCCGCAAUAGCAGUUUUUGACUCCUUUUAUAAUCUUUAGUAAUUAACCGGGAUCAACUGGAUAACAAACGGUUAUUGCCGACGAUAACCCGGUUCGCAAAAUUCACUAACCGUUCCAACACCAUCAAAUAUCACAGUUAUAAAGUUAUAAAUUAAUAUUAAAUAGAAACUUUGAAGAUAAAAAUUAUCAUAUGUAUCGUAUCGUGAUACUAAUCUUAUCGUGGCAUAAUUGACGAUAUCCAGCACUGAUAAGAUCACUUGGCGAGUGUUUUACAAUAUUUUGUUUUAUGAGGUAGACUAAUCAUAUCCUAGUUUACUUACUGGAGAUUUUAUCACUAUCACUGAAUAACUAAAACAUAGCCAGUUCUGAUAAAUUGAGUGACGGAAGGGGGCUUGGAAUUUGGAUAUAGAUAAUUAUGUGUAAUUUGAGAUGAAUAUCAUAAGUUGCAGACUGAAUUCAUUCUGUUUCCCUUGUUGUAUGUUGUGUAUUUAGAAGACUAAAUGAAUGGAAUGGAUGGAAAAUAUAUAUAAUUAUUCUUUUAUACAAGAUAUUGAAUGGUUUGCUUGUAAAUAAAAUUAUGUAUCAU
Molecule: messenger RNA, 1883 nt
Organism: Lottia gigantea (owl limpet)
Lineage: Eukaryota; Metazoa; Mollusca; Gastropoda; Lottiidae
Exons: 2
Coding region: 76-384 (102 amino acids)
Source: RefSeq, a predicted model, not a curated record